AUGUUGUCUGUGGCUUCUCUUCUUAACCCAGCCCCGCCAGUGCGACCUUCGGCUCAUCGACUGCCACCAAGUCCAGUAUCAUCGGCGUCGCCUCCAGCAUCCCUUUCUGACGAGUCGGCUUUAUGCGACCGGUCGGUGAUGCCCAAGAACAAGAUGCCGAAGGACGCUGCAGUCUUUACCAAAGCCAAGCCCAAAGGAGUCAUCAACUUCCGUCCAUUCGAACAGCUUGAAGAGUCAUCGAUGCGCGAAAUCCGGAAAUAUCGAGUCUUUCCACUUGGGAAUAUUCAGGAGUAUUGCCGACACAUCCCAUACAAUAGUGGCAAGAAGGAUUUCUACGAGAAGACAGGCCGAGAGAGCUUUGAAGUCUUCCAAUACGUGUUCAAGCUUCCUAGAGACAAUACCGAGUAUGCCGUCAUGUGGGACUACAAUGUCGGCCUCGUCCGGAUGACGCCUUUCUUCAAGUGCUGUAAAUACUCCAAGACAACGCCAGCAAAGAUGCUAAACUUGAACCCUGGCCUCAAAGAGAUAAGCCACAGCAUCACUGGAGGCUCGAUCAUGGCACAAGGCUACUGGAUGCCGUAUCAUUGCGCCAAGGCCGUAUGCGCAACAUUUUGUCAUCACAUUGCUGGUGCCUUGAUUCCCAUCUUUGGCCCGGACUUUCCUAUGAGAUGCAUACCGCCCGAGGCCCCUGAACAUGGGCGUAUGAUCAUUGAUCCCGCAAUCAUCUCGGAGUCUACCAGAGAAGCCGCACACUUUCGACAAAUGUACUCUAACAUGAUGGCACCUACAAACAGCCCGAGUCCCAAGAGGGAUCGUAAGGUCUUCAAGAGUGUCUACGAUGAUGGCCGACACCAUCCGCGCCUUCGCCUGCGUCGACCCUUUCUCAGCUAUGAGAGCCCAUAUGGCACUGACACUGAAGGCGAGCACUCACCUGUGACUGACCGAAACAUCCCAGAACGUUUCAAUUACGCAUCGAUCCCUCCUAUUGCUUCGCAUCGAGUCACUAGUGGCUGGUCGCCAGUCAAUAUCCCUUCACAUCGCCAAGAGGCGCCGGCUCCGAGCCCAUGGUUGAGUGCUGUGCCACGAAUCACGGGCACACCUUCGUACUCUCCAAGCCAUGCUCAGCACACGCGAGUAUACUCUGACCAUCCACAACAUACGCAUCUACGCAUUCACCCACACCACCAUCACCAUCAUCAUCACCCGCAUCAUCAUCAUCAUCAUCACGCUUCUCCAUCUCAACACACACAGGUCCACGAAAGGGCAGAUGGUCAAGACCACCAACAUUGGCGACACGCCAAGCGAUCGGCGGAGCACAUUGACCCGGAGCACGGCUACGACGGAGACGAGAGCAGAAACACAACUGCACCCAGCACAGCCGCGACGAGUCCGCUCGAGGACAGGCCGUCGGAAACCAGUCUAGGAUCCGACAAGAAUGCCGCUAUGCUGCUGAUGAAUCUAAGCGUUCGUGAUACGGGCUCGAAGCGCAGCGGUCGCUGCGAAGGGGCUGGCACCGCAUCCGAGACAACGACACCCGUUGAUGUGUCGUUCCCCCGAGUCAAGCGGUCGAGGGCCAGCUCAAUGUAA
Molecule: messenger RNA, 1587 nt
Organism: Pestalotiopsis fici W106-1
Lineage: Eukaryota; Fungi; Ascomycota; Sordariomycetes; Amphisphaeriales; Sporocadaceae
Exons: 4
Coding region: 1-1587 (528 amino acids)
Cellular component (GO): SBF transcription complex; MBF transcription complex
Molecular function (GO): transcription regulator activity; DNA binding
Source: RefSeq, a predicted model, not a curated record